AUGGCGAACUAUCCUGACGUCGAUGGGAAUGGCCUAGUUGAUUGGAUCACCAUACCCCUAUUGGAACGACUCGUUUGUCACGACAUUUGGGACGUUGGACUUAUCCCCGCAGAUGUGUUGCGGUCACUGUAUGUUCGUCUACCGGACAAUGCAAUAGACGACCCUGCACAGGCCGAGACGCUUGUCAAGGUCCUGAUGAGCAUCAAGAAGAAGAAAGGUUUCUCUCUCGAGAUCGAAUUUGUUCAAGAGGAGGUCAAAUUAAACUUGUGGGUCCCGUGGAUCGAACUCCUGAGACCUGUUGUCCAAGCAUAUGACCGCGAAGGAGGGUUUUUGCAUUUCCAAUGGAUGCAUCCGAAUCAGGAAUACUGCGAGAUAGAGUUUAAGCUCGCCGACGUGCUCAGAGAUACGAGUGGAAGUGACAAGUGGAGGCAAGAAGCAAGAGAGUAUCUGGACAGUCUGGAUGACUUAAUUUCCAAAGAGGGCCGCGAGGUAAGUGCUUAUUUGACCUCCAGAUGCUGA
This is a messenger RNA of Alternaria incomplexa, 519 nucleotides long. RefSeq lists its product as uncharacterized. The transcript has 2 exons. NCBI's taxonomy places the organism in Eukaryota, Fungi, Ascomycota, Dothideomycetes, Pleosporales, Pleosporaceae. The record is from RefSeq and is a predicted model, not a curated record. Bases 1 to 519 code for a protein of 172 amino acids.